Molecule: messenger RNA, 3080 nt
Organism: Amorphotheca resinae ATCC 22711
Lineage: Eukaryota; Fungi; Ascomycota; Leotiomycetes; Helotiales; Amorphothecaceae
Product: glycoside hydrolase family 36 protein
Exons: 7
Coding region: 118-2838 (906 amino acids)
Source: RefSeq, a predicted model, not a curated record
CCACUGACUUUUCAAUUAAUUCUCUUCCUUUCCGUUCCUCUCUCUUGUCUUCGUUCCCGUACGUGAUCCCUCUUUUUCUCGACUCCUUUUGUUUGUAGUUGCAUUCAUACAUCCAUCAUGGCAGAGCAGACUUUCAUCAGUCCAGCAGAUGGCAAUGAGGUUUUCCAGGCUAAGUAUAUACCAAAACAGAAAGGUCCUCCGGCGUUGGACUCUCCCAGCAUGAAGGCAUACAUAUCCACCUUCCCGUCGUUGGGUCGGGUAACUUCAAUCGACCAUAGUACAAGUGUUUUUACUGCUCUGCUUGAAGUUGAUGAGGGUCGUGCAAAUGAUCCCUGGCAGGUUUCAUUAUGGCAUUCAAAUGGUGGGGAAUGGCGUGAAGUUCCAAUGGAACCAUUGACGAAGGCCUCCUCUCAGCCCAUAUCUUUACAGGAUUCCAAAGUAACCUCAGGUCUGCAUAAAAUCUACUUCACCACAUCACUGGCAAUCAAUCUACCAACGAGCUUUACCAUCAAAUUCCGCAAUGGCCCUGACAAAUCCUGGAAAUGGGUCAGGGAUCAUCAAGGGACGCAGGACGGGAUUGUCAUGUUGAAGACUAUCACAAGUCAGGAUGCAAUCUCACGCGAUUUGAGGGAUUAUGUCGAAGAUCUCAAUCCCAUUCUUCAGUCGAAGAAUUAUCUGAGCCAAUCUCCUGGGACAACUCUUUGGUCUGUUGAAGUAGUGGUUGAAGCGGCUGAUGGAGAGAAGUCUGCCAUCAAAAAUUUCAAAUUCGGCAUACCCUGGGGGUACCAAAAGUUCUCGAGAUGGUUUGCCCUGACCCGCAUUUGGUCUCCUUGGCUGGCACCAAGACAUGGCAAGGCUCGUUUUGAACUUGACAAAGAAGCCGUCAUGUGCUCUUUUCUGAGUCUGACUGGUAAACAUUUGGUUUUGCUGGCUAUUAGCGGUGUUGAAGAUGUCAUGACCUUAUUCACAAGCGUUGAUGGUGCUGUCAAUUUGCAAGUGCGGAAUGAUAGCAAUCAACAGAGGGUUGCUAAAGUUCUUGUUGGACUAGGCGAUGACUUUGAAUCAGCUAAUGCUGCUGUCAUGUACCACGCGAGGGGAAUUGUCGCCGCUGUAGAAACUGCGACGGGGGAACAGCAGCAGGAGAUUGCAGCACUGAAAGAGGGUGGCGAAUCAACGAAAGUAUGGGCAGAAAACUGGUAUGAUGGUUUGACUUACUGCACGUGGAACGCACUCGGCCAACGACUCACGGAGGAGAAGGUUCUAAAUGCCGUUGAGGCACUGGCGAAGAACAAAAUCAAUAUCACGAAUUUUAUCAUUGACGACAAUUGGCAAUCAAUUGACUAUCUCGGACAUGGCCAAUUUCAGCAUGGUUGGGUCGAAUUUGAGGCCGAGCGAGAGGCCUUCCCAAGUGGCCUCAAGCAACUAGUCUCUAAAAUCAGAGAGAAGCACCCGAGCAUCCAACAUAUCGCAGUAUGGCAUGCUAUCUUGGGCUAUUGGGGAGGUCUCUCACCAGAUGGAAAACUUGCGAAGUCCUACAAGACUCGAGAGGUAGUCAGAGAAGAUGCUAAAAGGAGAAACUUGCCGCUUGGUGGAAAGAUGACAGUCGUGGACAAAGAAGACGUAGGGAAAUUCUACGAUGAUUUCUAUCGUUUUCUCUCCUCCUGUGGAGUGGACGCGGUGAAAACUGAUGCCCAGUUCAUGCUUGAUACGUUUGUUUCAGCAGAGGCCCGCCGAGAGCUGAUUUCUACCUACCUCGAUGCUUGGACUGUUUCCACUCUCCGACACUUCAGCAUCAAAGCCAUAUCAUGCAUGUCUCAAACACCUCAGAUCCUCUAUCACUCUCAACUGCCCCAAAACAGACCACCGAUUCUCGUCCGAAACUCUGAUGACUUCUUUCCCGAAGUCCCAACCAGCCAUCCAUGGCAUAUCUGGACCAACGCACAUAAUGCUCUGUUCACACAGCAUUUGAAUGUCAUUCCUGAUUGGGAUAUGUUUCAGACCGUCCACGAUUACUCUGGCUUCCACGCCGCAGCCCGAUGCGUGAGCGGUGGACCGAUAUACUUUACUGAUGUUCCUGGCCAGCAUGACUUUGACCUUAUAAAUCAAAUGACGGGACCUACGCCUCGUGGAAAGACUGUCAUCUUCAGACCUAGCGUCGUAGGAAAAGCCUUGGAUCAGUAUAAUGGUUAUGAUGACGACACUUUGCUUCUUGUUGGAACAUAUCACGGAGCAGCAGUAACCGGCACGGGCAUAAUCGGCUUCUUUAACGUUUCCCAAAGACCCCUCUCGGAACUGAUCCCACUGUCCAAGUUCCCCGGUGUCAUCGAGGCACAAUUCUACAUCGUGCGGGCGCACUCUAGCGGCCUGAUCUCUAGGCCAAUGCAAGUUGUUGACCGCAACGCCUUGCUAUACAUCUCCCUAGGAGUCCGGGGCUAUGAUAUUCUUUCCGCGUAUCCAUUAAGAGGUUUUGUGGACGAGAAAAAAUCCGAGACAACGUGGAUUGCCAAUCUAGGAUUACUGGGUAAGAUGUCAGGCGCAGCGGCCGUGGUGGAUAACAAGAUCACGAAGUUAGAGGGCGGAAGGCUUUUCAUCGAUACUAACAUCAAAGCUUUGGGCGUUCUCGGCAUCUACAUAUCCGACCUUCCCAAACGGUCAUUCCAAGAGAACCUGCUCAUCACGAUCCUUGGAGAGGUCUUGCCCGUGCACACGGUCAGCGUCAGCAAACUCGACGAACAUGUUCUUCAGAUCGAUACCGAGAAAGCGUGGAAGGAGCUAGGUCUAGAGAGUAGAUGGAGUAAUGAGGUCGAGGUUAAGAUUUAUAUCAAUCCUAUACACUAGGCCUGAUAUCGAAUAUCGAGCGGCUAAGUCUAGAGCACUAAUUGAAACCUGGUCAUUUUCCUUGAUUGAAGCUGAUCUUAAGGUGACAACGCUGAGGAAUGCUCUUUUAUCUCUCCCUCUCCCUCUCCCUCUCCCUCCUUUCCCGCUUUCCUAAUCUUAGUUCUCGAGCUCGGGGUAUUUCGACAAAGAAAAGGUUAAUCAUAGGGCUUUGGCUUGAUCUAAGGAGUAUUUGACAGCCCUCU